Messenger RNA from Pectinophora gossypiella (pink bollworm), 383 nucleotides. RefSeq lists its product as uncharacterized. Lineage: Eukaryota; Metazoa; Arthropoda; Insecta; Lepidoptera; Gelechiidae. Bases 1 to 348 code for a protein of 115 amino acids. The record is from RefSeq and is a predicted model, not a curated record. The transcript has 4 exons.
AUGUGUGAAACAAAGUUAAAGUUACAUGUAGUUUUAAUAGUUUUAUGUUUAACGUUUAAAGGCCUACAUGGUAUAGAAGACAAUCUAUUAUUCUCCGUGACGCGAGCACCACGUUACUUCGGCAUCCUGCAGGACCACCGCGGACAGCCACUCUCGGUCGAGGUAUCCGAGGAGUAUAUGGAUCAGGAUUACAUCGCCACUAACAGGAAGCGACACAAGAUAGAUUGGAAUAAGAACCCUCUUGACAUGGAUGACUUUGACGACGACGACACAGAAGAAACCUUCGAUGAUAAGGACAAGGAUGUGAAAGUACCAAAUAAAUACAACCUACAGGCCGGACCAGUAUAGUGUAUAGUUAGAAUAUCUAAGUAAAGCUGUCAACU